GGAGGCGAUGCGCACACGAAGCUUAGGGGACGAGCGACGAGCGCGAGCCCUAAAUAUUUUUGGCUGUCGUCGCUGCCCGCAUCGCCGGCCGGACUACCUUUCCCUGCCGUUGUCGCAAGCCAUGCCGCCUCCUCUUGUUGCAAAAGGGAUGGGGGAGGUUCUUCCUUUGGGGGCUAGCUUUUGGUAUUCAAUCAAAUCUGGGCAACUGAAAAUAAUUGGAACGCAGAACUUUUGUCAAGUGCAUCACUGUGCCAUGGUUGUCAGAAGCAAUCAUCCUCAAAAUGCUGAUCUUCCUCGCUACUACUCAAAAAGGGAGAAGAAACCAUUUCCAAUCCCCAUACUGGAAUUAAGGCGUACGGCAAGAGAGAGGCUUAAGAAUGCCAAGAAAUUGCCUAGGAAGCCAACACCGCCACCUAGAAAUGGAAUGCUGGUUCAAAGCUUAAUACCAGUUGCAUAUGAAGUGAUGAAUGCAAGGAUCUUGCUGACAAAUAAUCUGAAAAGGCUUAUGAAAGUAAUACCGGUUCUAGCAUGCAAGUAUUGCAAUGAGAUACAUGUGGGAGCAACUGGGCAUCCCUUCAAAACAUGUCGAGGCUUGCGGGCUGAUCACCGCAAGGGCCUUCAUGAGUGGAUAACUGCAACAGUAGAAGAUGUACUCACACCCAUUGAGACCUUUCAUCUCUCAGAUCGCCUUGGGAAGCGCAUAUCUCAUGAGGAGAGGUUCUCCAUUCCUCGUAUCCCAGCCGUAGUAGAGCUCUGUGUCCAGGCUGGUGUUGAUCUGCCAGACUUUCCCAUCAAAAGACGAAGGAAGCCAGUCAUUCGCCUGGGAAGGAGUGAGAUCAUUGAUGCUGAUGAGGAUGACUUGCCUGACCCCAGACCCUGUAAAUUUAAGAAGCCCAUUCUGGAUGAAGUACCUGACUGUGAGAUUGUGCCACCAGCGAAUGCUGAGGAGACUGCUUCCCUAUCCGAGGCAACACUUGAAGCAUGGGAGACCUUGCGGCAGGGUGCUGCAAAGCUUAUGAGGAAAUAUCCAGUAAGAGUCUGUGGAUACUGCCCAGAGGUGCAUGUUGGACCUAGCGGGCAUAAGGCUCAGAAUUGCGGGGCAUACAAGCACCAGCAACGCAAUGGACAGCACGGAUGGCAAUCCGCAACGCUUGAUGACUUGAUACCACCCAGGUAUGUUUGGCAUGUCCCUGAGACGGUCCUGGAGCUGCAACGGGAUCUGAGGAAUUUCUAUGGGCAAGCACCAGCUGUUGUCGAGCUGUGUGUUCAGGGUGGUGCGGCAGUGCCCGAAUGCUAUAAACCUACCAUGAGACUAGAUAUUGGCAUACCUACCAACUUGAGAGAAGCUGAGAUGGUGGUAUAAUGUAGUUUGUACUGUAGAUGCAAAAUGAACUGAAAUUUCAACAACUCAGGAAUGGGCAAGCAAUUGGAAUUCUGUAAUAUCUUGUUUCAACGUCUA
Musa acuminata subsp. malaccensis (wild Malaysian banana) is the source of this 1459-nucleotide messenger RNA. The record is from RefSeq and is a predicted model, not a curated record. Lineage: Eukaryota; Viridiplantae; Streptophyta; Magnoliopsida; Zingiberales; Musaceae.